Molecule: messenger RNA, 1886 nt
Organism: Vitrella brassicaformis
Lineage: Eukaryota; Vitrellaceae
Source: the annotation of a GenBank genome assembly
CACGGUAUCGUUAGCAUGCCAAUAAUGCAUUAAAUGAGUCCCGCGCCAGUCAUGAUAUACACAUCAGAGGAGAUCAGCUCAAAACCGUUAGUAACAAAACCUAAAGCAGCUGCAUAUGUAUACGCUCACUUCUGUACAAGUACGCAUCAAGCAAUGCAACCAUGCAUGCCCCCCUCCCCUCCCUCAUCCCAACCCAGCUAGCUACACACCCUCCCUGCCUCCCUGCCUCCCGCUCUUCCUAGGCCUCCUUUGUCGCCUUGCUGCUCUUGUAUGCGGUUCGGCUGAAGUCCUGGAACAGGAUAUACAUGGUCAUCUGGUACAAGGUCUCGAGCAGCAUCAGCCGGGGCGGACACGAUGGGACGGGCGGGGUGAAAGGUAUCACAUCAAAGGCAAACAGCAUCCCCAACAGGGAGUGCCCAGACAGGAGAACAAACUGCAUGCCCAUGAUGGAGCACAACACAACACACCACAACACAACACAACACCCGUUCUUUGGCACGCACAAGUCUUGGCUGCCUGCCCCCCCACACUCCAUCAAUGGACUUCUUGUGAGUGUGUACCUACCUGUGCCAUCUGGACUGUAGUGAGGCACGACUUGAGGUAUCGUGGGAUGCGCACCCCCAUGCCCCUCAGCAGGUAGUAGAAGUACAUGAGUACGUGAACAAAGCAACUGCACGGACGUCACGUACACACCCAUACUGACAUUGUCUUCCUUCCUUCGCACUAUCUGUCGGUCUGUCGGUCUGUCUGACUUGGCGAUUUGUCCGAUAAUGAUGUCGUCGGCGAAUCCGGCGUUGAGCAUGACCCAGCAGAAGAGCAGCAUGGAGGCAUGGUGGUAGACGUGCAGGAAGCUCAGCUGCUGCCACUUCUGACGAGCGAUGAUAAACAAAGUAUCGGCCAGAUCAGCCACCUUCAACCUGCACAACGACCCGACCAUGGGGGGCCCUCUUUCGCUUCACUGGUGGUCUUUGGCCCUACCAGUAGAAUGCGUGCCAGGCGACGGCACAAGCUGAAAGGCGGGGGACAAGCCAACAAACAGACGUAUUUAAAGCGCCUCAAUUGGCGUUGAUUGGUUUAUUUCGGGUUGCCAUCGCCUACCUGAUUCUUUAGCGGCGAGGUCGAAAGACCCCCGCUCACACCAGAUAAUGAGGGGGCAAUGCGGCAGGCUCUUCAGAAGAGAUGACACACCCAGCAUGCCGACAUAUCCGCUCAACACUAUCUGCAGCGCAAACACAGUCGCACUGAGUGGGUGAAUGCUGCAUCAGGUGAGGGUGUGCCUGUCGCUUCUUUCCCACCUGGACAACGUCAUAGAUGGACUGCAGGAGCAGAACGGGCUCCCUGCGGAAGCGGUCAAGGGGGACGUCCCUGGAGCACUUGGUUGGCUCUGCCCCAUCAGGUGGAUCCCCGGCCCUCCCUGUGGCCCCAUUGCUGACGCUGCUGCUGCGAGUUGUCGGCGACUCAUCUCCAUUCUGCGGUUCGCCGCGGCUGGGCAGGGACAACUGGCCCACACCACCACAGGCGGAUGCUACAGCUGCCGCCUUCACCUGCGCGUGGCUGCCCUCCUCGUGCUCGGUGCAAGCGCCGGUAUCCGGCUGAAUGUGUUGACACCUCUUCCUUCGUAAGGCCAGAGGGGCAAGGAUGGAGAUCACCAGGUAAACAGACACGAUAACAGCCACCUCCGCGAAGCUGGAGAGACCUGUGAAGAACAUCAUCAUCAUAUCAUCAGUCAUCUUGAGACACCCUCAUCAAAAGCUUACUCCAUGAUGCGGUCAAGCGAUUUUGUCUGGUCAAGAAAUCAGGAUUGAGGUAGCUAAGUAAGAGCCCUUCCAUAUCUCAAACGAAGCGGAAUCACCUCUGGCCCAUGUCCAUGUUCCGGAGAGGACUUG